Brassica napus (rape) is the source of this 2130-nucleotide messenger RNA. Its product is annotated as low-temperature-induced 65 kDa protein. Gene Ontology annotation, biological process: response to abscisic acid; response to stress. The record is from RefSeq and is a predicted model, not a curated record. The coding region runs from base 232 to 1980 and encodes 582 amino acids. NCBI's taxonomy places the organism in Eukaryota, Viridiplantae, Streptophyta, Magnoliopsida, Brassicales, Brassicaceae. The transcript has 5 exons.
AUACAAGCAUUCAAGUUAAGAGAGCAAAAGUCACAAACGUGGCAACACGGAAAUGGACGCAUCACGCGUCAGAGGUUAGUUCGUUCAGUCAUAAGUUAACUCAUCCUACUCUUCUCGGCGUCUCUAUAAAAUCCUCUUCUAGUUUUCUCAUAGGAAAAACACAACACAAUACACAGAAACAGAGUUUUGAUUGGUUAGCUAGGAAAAGAGAGAAAACAAAAGCUUUGGAAAAUGGAUUUGCCACGUCCUUCUUCUGGUCAGGAUCAAACAGAGGAUCCGACCCAGAUUCACCAUCCAGAGGAAGAAGAGCAUCACGAGAGUCGAGCAUCUAGAAUGUUGGGGAAAGUAAAGGCAAAAGCUAAGAAGCUCAAGAACAGGCUUACUAAUCAUGGCACUGAUGGCAACGAGCAAGACCACGAUGUGGUGGAUGAAGAAGAAGAAGAUGAUGAAUCUGACGAGGCAGAGUCAGAGAAGCAUGUCGCACCAGUAAAUGAAGUUCCCAAUGUGAGAGACUAUAAAACGAGCCAACCUGAAUCUUUGACUCAUCCCGGAGAAACUAAUGUUCCGGCGCCGGAGGAGAUCAUUCUUUCAGAGACGAAGGAUUCAACUGAUUACACCGGAAUCAUCCCCGAACCAUCACGAGAUGCUGCUUACGAACAUGAGGCCCCGUCUUAUCCUGUAAGAACAUCAGAUGUGACUCAUCACGAGCCACUGAACACUCCCGUCUCGCUACUCUCUGAAACAGAGGACGUGACAACUCCCGGUGAAGAUGGGUUGCUCGGUGGUCAACGAGAAGUCAACACCGAUAUGCCCAAAAGAUUCGAGGACGAUCUGAGUGGUGAAUCUGAUUAUCAGUCUAAGAUUCCGUAUCACACCCAACAAGUUAAUGUAGGGAGUGGGGAAGCUGGAGAAGUUGAUCAUAAGAAGUCAGGACUAGGAACUGAGCUGGCGUCCGAAUCUGUAACCGUUUUUGGCGGGAAACCAGAAACUGGGCCGAGGGAUGAUUUUCCGGCGAAGGGACGUGAAUUUGAACAGACGAUCGGAUCUGGAAUCGGAGAAGAUAACGGCGCUGGAAAAGAAGGAACUGAGCGGAGGGAAGAUUUUUUGGGGAAAAGCUAUGAGUUUGAUCAGGAGAUUGAAUCUACAUUCGGCAAAGAUUCACCCACCAGGCUUCCCGGAGACGAAAUUUUUCCGACAAGAAGUGAUGAUAUGGAAGUCGAGAUUGGGUCGGGAAGAGGCUUGCCGACAGAAACUGAUGAUGAUCACUUCUCACCAGAAUUUUCUGGUCCGAAAGAGAGAGAUGAUUUCGAUUCGCAGGCUGAGCAGACAAGGUACGAGGCGGCAGAGGUAAAACCCACCACCUACUCAGAGAUGAUUGGUUCAAGUACAGGUUACUCCAGCGGGCAACACGAGAGUCCCGUGAGUGUCGAGACAGUUGCUGAUAAGUUGACUACUGAGGACGAAAAUGUCAAAGAAACUGCAUCGCCUGUGACGGCGAAACUGCCUUUCUCUGGCGAUGGGAGUGAGGUGGAUGAGACAGAACAAGGGGAAGACAAAUUUGUGGCGAGUAGAGAUCAUCUGGAGGAGAAGCUGACACCUGAAGAAGAAGAAGACAAAGCGUUUUCUGAUAUGGUCGCCGAGAAACUUAAUCUUGGAGAAGAGAAGCAGGCAAAGAUAAAGGAGGAAGUAGCCGAGGAGAAGAUCCCUUCCGACAAGUUACCGGAGGAGAUAGAAGGAGGUGAGGCGGUUCAAGAGGAAGGGAAAGAAGGAGGAGGAAUAGUGGGGACGAUUAAAGGGGUGUACAACUAUUGGCUCGGUGGUACGGAGGAGGUGAAGCCGAAAUCUCCAAAUUCAGUUGAAGAGUCAUCACAACCACUUAGCCCCUCCGUUGGGACUAAAGGAUUUUCGGAUUCCGGUGAAAGCGGGUUGGGAGAGGCAGGCAGUACUGCCGGAGCUGUGGCAGCGCAGAAACAACUUUGAGAAUCUGGGAACUGAGAUUUGGGGUUUGCUAGUACUAAAUGAUGUUUGUGUUGGUGUCUUUGUGUUGUCACUUGAUGUAUUUUGAUAUGAUGUAAUCCUUAUUUGUGUGUUAAGAGAAUUAAAUAUAAGCUUGGAAUAAGUUCUUCCUUA